Molecule: messenger RNA, 1765 nt
Organism: Odocoileus virginianus texanus
Lineage: Eukaryota; Metazoa; Chordata; Mammalia; Artiodactyla; Cervidae
Gene: KHK
Product: ketohexokinase
Biological process (GO): fructose metabolic process
Molecular function (GO): ketohexokinase activity
Source: RefSeq, a predicted model, not a curated record
GCGCGAGUCGCGGCUGGGGAUGCUUGCGGGUUAGGCUCCAGCUGCGAGGCCCGACUCAACCCCGCGGGCCUGGGGUCUGGAGAGAGAUCAGCUGGUGCGGGAGCGGGCGGGGCAUGGGAUGCUCUUCUGCUGUACUUUCUCUUGGCGUUCAGGAGGUUGCCUAGUUACGCUUUAGAGAGCUUUGCAUCAGCUCAGAGUUCGUCUGACAAGUGAGGAAACUGAGGGCAAGAAGUGGAAAGACGUAGCCAUCUCCUGGGCCACGCAGAUUGCCAAGGAGAGACCGGGUACCGAGACCUCGGGGUCUGCGCUCCCAGAUCUGCUGGAGUGGGUGGUCGUGGGGAGCAAGGGCCUCGCUCCGUCCCCUGCACCCCACGGCACCCCUCGCCGCCGCCGGAGGCUCCCUGGAGGAGGAGCUCCGAACGGGGAGGAGGAGCCAGACUCUGGGAGCCGGGACACCAUUCACCCGGAUAGGAGGCAGAACCAGGGAGGAACCCGUCAGCCAGGUGGGCAGAAAGCUCCGGGAGCAGCCUCAUGGAAGAAAAACAGAUUCUGUGCGUGGGGCUAGUGGUGCUGGACAUCAUCAAUGUGAUGGACAAAUACCCAGAGGAGGACACGGACAGCAGGUGCUUGUCCCAGAGAUGGCAGCGUGGAGGCAAUGCAUCCAACUCCUGCACCAUCCUCUCUCUGCUUGGAGCCCCCUGCGCCUUCAUGGGCUCGCUGGCCCCAGGCCACGUUGCUGAUUUUGUCCUGGAUGACCUUCGCCGCUAUUCUGUGGACCUCUGCUACAUGGUCUUUCAGACCACGGGCUCCGUCCCCAUCUCUACAGUCAUCAUCAGCGAGGCCAGCGGUAGCCGCACCAUCCUACAUGCCUACAGCUUCCUGGUGGCUGACUUCAGGCAGCGGGGCGUGGAUGUGUCUCAGGUGGCCUGGCAGAGCAGAGGGGAGACCCCGUGCUCUUGUUGCAUCGUCAACAACUCCAAUGGCUCCCGUACCAUUGUACUCUACGACACGAACCUGCCAGAUGUGUCUGCUAAAGACUUUGAGAAGGUUGAGCUGACCCGGUUCAAGUGGAUCCACAUUGAGGGCCGGAAUGCAUCAGAGCAAGUGAAGAUGCUGCAGCGGAUAGAACAGCACAAUGCCAGGCAGCCUCCAGAGGGCAAGAUCCAGGUGUCCGUGGAGGUGGAGAAGCCGCGUGAGGAGCUGUACCAGCUGUUUGGUUAUGGAGAUGUGGUGUUUGUCAGCAAAGAUGUGGCCAAGCACUUCGGGUUCCGGUCAGCAGAGGAGGCCCUGAGGGGCCUGUAUAGCCGCGUGAGGAAGGGGGCCACACUGGUCUGUGCCUGGGCGGAGGAGGGCGCCGACGCGCUGGGCCCUGAUGGACGGCUGCUUCACUCGGAUGCUUUCCCACCGCCCCGCGUGGUGGACACUCUGGGGGCCGGAGACACCUUCAACGCGGCGGUCAUCUUCAGCCUGUCCCAGGGGAAGAGCAUGCAGGAGGCGCUGAGGUUCGGCUGCCAGGUGGCCGGCAAGAAGUGUGGUCUACAGGGUUUUGAUGGCAUCGUAUGAGUGCCCUGUGGCAGCGGACACCGGCUCACACCCUGCCCCUGGCUUGCGUCACUAGCUUCUGUUGCCUUUUCCUCUGAGGCCAGCCUGGCAUCAGGCUGCCCUACUUCCUGGGCCGAUCCGGGCUGCGGGAGGGCUCCACCUGUGACCUGGCAUCUCACUUGGCAGAGUCGCAGAGCAAAUAAAUCUUCCCAGAGCCAGCUUC